CAAACAAACAAACAAACAAACAAAUAAAUAAAUAAAUAAAUCAAUCAAAUCAAAUAAAUCAAUCAAAUAAAAUAUUAAAAAAAAUGGCAACUAUUUUCGAUGUCUUAUUAAACCAACAUUUUAAUAACAGCAGUUUUAAUAAUAAAUCACAACCAACAAAACAAGAAAUCAUCAAUAUCGUUCCAGAGUUAGAUUUAGUUGAAACUAAAGAUUCAUUAAUUAUCGAAACAGAAUUGGCAGGUGUAAAUAAAGAAGAUAUCCAAAUAGAAAUUAAAGAUUCAAAGCUAUAUAUUCAAGGUGAAAAGAAAAGAUCAACAUAUAAAGAUAAUACAAUAACCUCUGACAAAUCUACAAACACUGAAAAUGAACCAUUAAUUGAGGGAUUUGAAGAUGAAACCACUACCACCAGUACCAAUACAGAUAGUAGUUUAGAAUCACCAAGAAAAAAAGCCAGAUCAGAACCUACCAGUGAUAGUUCCAAAGAUAAAGUCAGAAAGUAUAUCACAGAAAGAUCAUAUGGUAAAUUCAAAAGAUAUUUAGACUUAAAUAGAUUAUUACAUACUUUGGAUUUGUCAUCAAUCAAAACACAAUUUAAUAACGGUCUUUUAACCAUAACCAUAAAUAAGAAAAAAGAUUACUCAAGCACUAUAAAAAUUAAUUUAAACUAGCCAUUAAAUAAAAAUAAAAUAUAGAUGUAAAUUAAUUUAAACUCCUUUUUGUAUAUUAAAAUAUAAAUAAAGCAAUAAUUAU
Molecule: messenger RNA, 750 nt
Organism: Dictyostelium purpureum
Lineage: Eukaryota; Evosea; Eumycetozoa; Dictyosteliales; Dictyosteliaceae
Exons: 1
Coding region: 84-668 (194 amino acids)
Biological process (GO): protein complex oligomerization; response to salt stress; protein folding
Source: RefSeq, a predicted model, not a curated record